AUGGAGAACACUAAAUCGUCGUCUCCCUUGAUCUUUGAAUCUCACGAAACUGCACUAUGUGUUAUUCCUCCCCGCGAGCUAUGGCCAUCAGUGGAUGUGCUGAGAAGCCUCUACGACAAGGCUUACACUACCUGGCCCCCUCAUAUGAAUCUCGCCUACCCGUUCGUACGACCUGAGGUCCUCGAGGAUGCAGCUCAAAUUCUCGAAGGGCUCAAGACAGAGAACUUGCCCCAGCUUGUUCUCGAUGUUGCCGAUAGUUUCAAACACAAGCACCAUAACACUAUCUUUCUGGGCUCAAAUCCUCACUCUGGCACGGCAGAGCUAUCAAAGCUCAGAGAUAGUGUCUCCAGCGCCUUUGGUCAGCUUCAAAAUUCUGGAAGUGAAAGAUUUAUUCCACAUAUGACUAUUGGUCAAAGUGAAGACUCUGAAGCUGCGGCCCAUCAUUUUCUUGUUGAAAAGGCACGUCUUGUUGCACCAUUGAAAUGGGAAGUGAAGGAACUCGCGGUCCUUGUCCGCGACGAUGCUUCUGCUUCUGCUUCUGCACAAGGAGUAAACGGGCCACGGCCCAUGAGGCUCUGGGGGACCUUGGAGCUCAAUUCAGGAACAUUCAAAAGAAUGACGCCACCUCAAAGCUUUGAUGAUCGUCUUGCUGAUAUAUCUGCCACCGCAUUUCGCCCGUCCUAUCAUAUGCCCCAACCUCUUGGACCAUGGGAAACGGCUUUAUCAACAACCAAUACGCCUGAACCCAGUGAGGUUGUACUGGACCGAUUAGUUGUUGCUUCCUAUAAUGUCUUGGCUGAGUUUGAGUGGCCUCCCCGGUCAAACAGACACCCGGCUUUGGUACAGAACCUUCUUUCAGCUCGUGCUUCAGCCGACAUUAUUGUUCUUCAAGAAGUGACAGACCACUUUCUUCCUGACCUGCUUGCAAGUGAAGAGAUACGCUCUCGUUACCCCUUCGUCAGCGCUGGUCCUCCCGAACAAGCCGGCAUUGGACCCCUUCCAAGUCUUCUCAAUACUGUUGUAUUGAGUAAGUUUCCCUUUGAGUGGCAUCACUUGCCCUUCCAGAGGAAACAUAAAGGAUGCACCAUAGUUCGAUUCUCAAACAUUGGCACCCAAGAUGCCGAUGAUGGGCAGUUUAGACAAUGGAUCCUUAUGGCAUGCCAUCUAAGUCAAGGACUUACCGACGGCGCCAUUGUGACUAAGAAGAAGGAGGUUCAGAAAAUGCUCGAUUAUUUAUCUACGACCUUCCCGCAACACCCAUGUAUUGUGGCAGGUGAUUUUAAUCUGGUAACAUCGUCCUACACUGUUGAAGCGGCCAGAAAAAGACAGGACAUUUCACAACAAACGGUCCAUCGUUUGGGAGACAUUGACCGGGCCUUGUCGGAUGCCGGUUUCCUCGACACAUGGCUUGCAACACGUCUCGAGUCAGGCGAAUCUUCAGACAUCGCCAACGACAAGAGGAAUGUCCUGGACUCCUUCCAAGGAGAACAGGGUGCUACUUUCGAUCCUUUGACCAACUCUUUGACCACCGAACUUGUGGGGAGUGGACUGAACAAUCGCCCUCAGAGAUACGACAAGAUACUGGUCAAGGCACGCAGUCAAUAUCACCCUCAGGGUUUCAACAUGUUUGGCCAGACGCCACUCGAAAUACCGGACAGAGCAGGACUCUCAUAUGCAAGUGAUCACUGGGGUAUACGAUGUCUUCUAUUGAAGUCAACUACUGCUGAGACGUCUAAAUCUUGUGUACCAGCAGUCCCAAUCAAGCUACAACGGCCUGUACCAGCUUUGGCCAACGGCGAGGAUCUGGAGCAGUUCCUGCAAAGCCACGAGAGCUUACCAACUGAGCAGGAAAGGGACGCGCGAUCAGAGGCCAUCAAGACUCUCGAGAACAUUCUUAGAGAUGCUGCCUCAGUUCCCGAGGGCGAAUCUAGGGUUGGUCCUGACUUCAUUGUUGUACCAGUCGGCUCUUAUGGUCUCGGUGUAUGGACGAGCUCGUCUGAUCUCGACAUUCUUUGUAUUGGAUCAUUUGGCUCUAAAACAUUCUUUACUAUGGCCAUCCAGAGAAUUAAGCGAGCGUCAGCAGCCUCAGGUGUUAGUAUCUUACGACGAGUCAAGGCCAACUCCGGAUAUAUGCUGGAACUGGAAGUGCAUGGCAUCAAAGUAGAUCUCCAAUAUUGCGCGGCGGCAUCAAUUGUCGAAAGGUGGCCUGAAGUCAUGAAGCAUCCCGCCAACGAUCCAGCAUUUGCCCUAUCAUUCCAGGCACUCGCAAAGCUCAAGCCGGUUCGCGAUUUGUUCUAUCUUCGCCGGUCGCUUCCCGACAUGGUUCAAUACCGGAUGGCGCAUUUGUUCAUUAAAUCUUGGGCACAGGCACGAGGUAUCUAUUCGGCGAAGUUUGGAUUUCUUGGUGGUGUCCAUAUCAGUGUUCUCCUUGUCCCAGUCUGCAAAGCACUGGCUUACGAGAAUGAAGCUGUGUCUCCAACCGACAUUGUCGUUACCUUCUUCAACCACUAUUCAAAUUUUGACUGGAAAGAUUCGAUGGUGUUCGAUCCAUUCUUCCACAAGGAGUUGAGAUAUAGCAGGACAUUCCGGGAGCCUCUCUGCUUGAUCGGCUGGCAUGCUCCAGCUCUCAACACAGCUCCCGUCGCAUCUGUACCAACAGUGAUGACGAUCGCAGCCGAGUUUAAGCGCGCCAACAAACUCCUUUCCCAGGAGGUUUGUACAUGGAGUAGCCUUCUCGGUGCCGGAUCUGAGAACACUUUGGAAUCAGGGGCAUACCCAGGAGCCACAGAAUUUCUGCAUACUUUCAAGACCUACAUCAAGAUUGAUACGCAGUACUGGGGUCCAUCACAGGAGAAGAGUGGUCGGUUUAUAGGCUGGCUUGAAUCACGAUGCGUCAUGUUGCUUGUUGACAUUAACAGAAAGCUGAAGGACCUGUUUGCACGGAUCUGGCCCGCCCGAUUCGUGGAAAAGUCAUCCGAGAUAGAGAAUACUGGCGCAGAGCGGAACGGGUGUUACCUCAUUGGCCUUACCUGGGACGGCGACUCAAGUAAAAGCGAUAUUAACGAGAUGAGCUUGGCCAUGCAGACAGUUUUGCAGGAGUUUGAGGGGAGAAUUCGCCGUGAUGAGAAGUACUACGAUGCUCAGUUCUGCUGGAUGAGUGCAUCUAUUGUUCGAGCCGAUAGCAUUGGCGGACUUGAAGUUGAUCAAAGCCUUUGGGGAGAAUUUGCCGGCGAUACAGACGACGACGACUCGGAUGACGAACUCGAAGAGGAGGAGGAGUUGGAGGAAGUCGAAGAAGUGAAGGGGAAGAAGGGGAAAGCGUCCCACGGCUCUCGAGCUGCAGUGGUGGGCAAAGAACCAGGCUUGGGCAAAUUUCGCACGGCCGCUGAUGUGCUUAAUCGCAUACGAUGGGAUGCCAACUUCGACCCAAGCGACUACGUUGUUGGUUACGAAGACCGCUUCCUUGGAGCUCGUGAGAGGGCGGUAGAACAAUGGAAGAGUGAGCAGACCGACGAGGAGUUUAUUCCACAGCACCGCAUUCUUUACUUCAAACGCAGGAACGACAACGUUAUCGUAUGGGAGCGACGGACACGGAUUGACGAUGUUUUCGGCAGCGGUAUCAAGACCGAUAAGUGA
Molecule: messenger RNA, 3636 nt
Organism: Fusarium sp. VM40
Lineage: Eukaryota; Fungi; Ascomycota; Sordariomycetes; Hypocreales; Nectriaceae
Source: the annotation of a GenBank genome assembly